AUGAGCUACCACAACAACAACAACAACAACCAGGGCAGCAAUGUCCAGGGCGAAGCUGCCUCUUACUACGCCGCUGCUGCCCAACAGACCCAACAGCACUACCAAGGCAGCAACCAACAGCAUGGCGAUCAACAGGAGCGUGGCUUCCUCGGCGCCGUUGGUGGUGGUAUCGCCGGUGGUUUCGGUGGUAACAAGAUUGGCGGCAAGACCGGCCACAGCAAGCUGAGCACCGUCCUCGGCGCUGUUGCUGGUGCAGUUGCCGGUCACAAGCUGCAGGACGGUGUUGAGGACUGGAAGGACAAGAAGGACGAAGAGAAGGAGAAGAAGAAGAAGGAGGAAGAGGACAGGAUCCGCCGCGAGGAGGAGGAGAAGAGGAAGAGAGAGGAGGACGAGAAGAGACGGAAGGAGGAUGAAGACAGAAGGAGGAGAGAUGACGAGGACCGCAAGCGCAGGGACGAGGAGGACAGACGCAGAAGAGAAGAGGAGGACCGGAGACGCGCUUCUCAGCCACAGCAACAGCAGCAACACCAUCACAGCAACCAGCCUCGCGAUCACGGUGUUAGCCAUGGCGGCAACUUCAGCGGUUCCGCCAAGGAUAUCCGCUUGGACGCCCACGGCGAGUUCAUGCUGCACUGCGAGUGCCGCCGUCUUGAUGGCUCCUACCAGCCCACCAGCAUCAGCCUGAACAAGAUCAUCGAGAACAGCAACGGCAACUUCCGCUGGACUUCUGGUGGCGCCAACAUCAACAGCUGCGGCAACAAGCCCAGCAGCGUGACUGUUCAGCCCGGCGACACCCUCCGCGACAUUGCCCAGCGUCACGGUACCAACUGGCAAGAGCUGGCCAAGAUCAACUGCCUCCAGAAUCCCGAUUUGAUCCACCCCGGUCAAGUGAUCAAGCUUCCUGGAGGUGGUAGCCAGGGCGGCCAGGCUGGCGGCAACUUUGGUUCUUCGGCGAGAAAUGUGCGCCUUGAGGACUGCGGCAAGAGACUGGUUGCCGAGCUUCGCAGAGGUGAUGGCUGCUGGGUCAGCAGCUCCCUCAAUCUGGAUGAGCGGAUAGGAAACGCCAACGGUACUCUACAGUUCAAGUAG
Messenger RNA from Podospora pseudocomata, 1089 nucleotides. RefSeq lists its product as uncharacterized. The record is from RefSeq and is a predicted model, not a curated record. The transcript has a single exon. Gene Ontology annotation, cellular component: outer membrane. The coding region runs from base 1 to 1089 and encodes 362 amino acids. NCBI's taxonomy places the organism in Eukaryota, Fungi, Ascomycota, Sordariomycetes, Sordariales, Podosporaceae.